GUAUAUAUAUAUAUGUUCUUGUUCUCUCUCCCCCACUCUCUCUCUCUCCCCUCCGAGUAAUCAACUUUUAGCCUUUUACGACCCUAUUAUGGAUAAGAGUCUCUCUCCCUCUCUGUCUCACUCUGUAUAUUAUCUUCCAUGACGUUCUUUUCUUGUUAAGUUAGGCUACUGAAUUUGGUGACUGAACUCUCACACAUCCAUGACGAGUCCGAGCUUCUUUCGAUAUGAUGCACACUGCAUCCGCUGAAUCCCUCUCUCUCUCUCUCUAUGCUCAGUGGAUGAAAAGAUGCGCACUUUAUCCCAUAACUCCCUCUCUCUCUUACACCUACCCUAUCCCUUCCAUCCUUCUCUCUCCAAUCGCCCACUCAUAGAGAAAUGCAUCUCCUUUAAGAAAACAGAGAGAAGAAACCAACUUUCCAGCUCCAAAUUGAUACUCAGGAGAAGUACAAUCCUUCGAGCUUCUUCAAGACCUGGUUCAGCUCUUGAAAGCCAAUUGCUUUCUCAGAAUGGAGCCAAUGGUGUCUCCAAAACCACGCCGGAACCUUCAGAAUCUAAAACAAUUGAACCCCAGUUUGAAUCCGAAGAUGGUGAAGAAGUUGAACUUGAAUUGCUCGAGAAACCCACUGCAAUGGCCCCUUCUUCUGAUUCUGAAGAAACCCACGUCUCAGAACCUUUGAAACCCGAGAAAGUCUUGGCCCCAUUUUUGAGGUUCUUCAAGCCCAGGGACUCUACAGAGGAACCCCAAAAAAUGGAUGAAUCAGAGCAAGUCAAGAGAGAGAAGGAGAAGGAUUCAAAAAUGGUUAAGGUUGAAUACUACGAUCCGAAAGCUGGCGAUUUGGUUGUUGGGGUCGUCCUUUCCGGCAACGAGAACAAGCUCGAUGUGAGUAUUGGGGCCGACCGUUUAGGCACAAUGUUAACUAAGGAGAUUCUUCCUUUUUAUGAUGAUGAAAUGGCCCAUCUCCUGUGUGAUUUGAGUGAAAAAAAGGGGAAAGAGGUCUUGGGUCCUGGUAAAAUUGGAAUUAUCAGAGAAGAGGAGGCAAUUAGAGAGGUGGAGAAGAGAGAGGGGAGGCCAGUGGUUGAGCCUGGAACUGUGAUUUUUGCAGAGGUUUUGGGGAGGACUUUGAGUGGGAGGCCUCUGCUCUCAACCAGGCGACUUGCUCGAAGGAUUGCUUGGCAUCGAGUGAGGCAGGUAAAACGAAUGAAUGAGCCUAUUGAAGUCCGAAUCUCAGAGUGGAACACUGGAGGUCUUCUUUCUAGAAUUGAGGGUUUACGGGCAUUCCUUCCUAAGGCUGAGUUGAUCAAGAAGGCUCAUAAUUUUGUGGAUUUGAAAGAAAACGUUGGACGCCGAAUAUCUGUUAUCAUAAGUAGGAUUGAUGAAGACAAUAAUGACUUGAUAAUCAGUGAAAGGGAAGCUUGGGAUAUGAUGUAUCUUCAAGAAGGAAAACUGUUGGAUGGGACUGUCCGCAAAAUUUUCUCAUAUGGAGCACAAAUCAGGCUUGGGGAGUCAAAUAGAAGCGGAUUGCUUCACAUUUCAAACAUAAGCCGUGCUCGAGUUCCUUCAGUCGAUGACUUAUUGGCUGUGGAUGAGAAAGUGAAAAUUUUAGUGGUGAAGUCGAUGUUUCCUGGAAAUAUAUCUCUCAGCAUUGCAGACCUUGAAAGUGAGCCUGGGUUAUUCCUUUCAAACAAAGAGAGAGUAUUUUCAGAGGCCGAAGGGAUGGCCAAGAAGUAUAGAGCAAAGCUUCCUUUUUCAAUGACACGCAAAUUGGAAACGACCCAAACAGAAUCAUCGGUUCCUUUUGACGACGAAGCGAAUUUAUAUGCAAACUGGCGAUUAACCUGUAUAGGGAUGCUACAAGCUGCAUUUUGGGGUGAAAUAUUAGCAAGGGAAUCAAGACAUUAUGUACAGGUGACCCAUAGUAUGCUAUUACAAAACACUCUUAUGGAGACAAAAUGUCGAGGAGAGGGUGGAGGGAGAUGGAGGAAGCGAGAGCAAGGAGAGAGAGAUGGUGGAGAUGACAAAAGUGAAAGUGAGGAGAGUGAUGGUGGAGAUGACGAAAGCGAGAACGGGGAGGCAGAUAGUAGAGAUGAGGAAAGUGAGAUUGAGGAGGGAGAUGGUGGAGAUGAGGAAAGAGAGAGCGAGACCGAUGACGAAAAUGAGAGGAGAACGAAGAGCAAAAAUGACAACAAUAAAAGCAACCAGAUUCAAGUUGUGUUGGCCUUGCAUGAAGAAUCAAGGCGGAAUUUGCAAUCACGAAGAGAGGGAGAUGUCCAGGUGAAAAGGCCUAGGGAGGAACCCGAUGUAAAGGGACAGGGUAUUGCAAGCUGGCCAAAAGAAUGGCUGAAGCGAAGAAAGUGACUGAUAUGUUUUUUCUUUAGAUGAUACUUGAAUAUGUAAUUUGAAAAGUGACUAA
This is a messenger RNA of Amborella trichopoda, 2411 nucleotides long. NCBI's taxonomy places the organism in Eukaryota, Viridiplantae, Streptophyta, Magnoliopsida, Amborellales, Amborellaceae. The record is from RefSeq and is a predicted model, not a curated record.